Choloepus didactylus (southern two-toed sloth) is the source of this 4410-nucleotide messenger RNA. RefSeq names its product myosin XIX (gene MYO19). Gene Ontology annotation, molecular function: ATP binding; actin filament binding; microfilament motor activity. Bases 813 to 3707 code for a protein of 964 amino acids. The transcript is spliced from 26 exons. The record is from RefSeq and is a predicted model, not a curated record. Gene Ontology annotation, biological process: actin filament organization; vesicle transport along actin filament. Gene Ontology annotation, cellular component: cytoplasm; actin cytoskeleton; vesicle. NCBI's taxonomy places the organism in Eukaryota, Metazoa, Chordata, Mammalia, Pilosa, Megalonychidae.
CUCUUCUCUCUUCCCUCCUCUCCACGGGCGCUUCCCGCCUCCUCACCCAACCCGCCCGCCCUUCCAGUCGGGCUCGGUGGGGACCGCACGUUCGCCGGUUCGGACCGUGGGAUCGGUACCCUAGAGGGAGUGGUUGGCCCCGGGAGGCAUCCGAGUAGUCGCGCCCUUGGCUGGAGUCAUGUCCACCUGAGAAGGACAUACUCUCCCUGCGCCAGGUGCUUCCGGAACGGCAUCCUAGCCCUGGGCACGGCGGUCACCUUGCCGGGACGGAGAGUCCCCGGUUCCCGCUGGUAAUCCGAGGGCGGGGCCGGCUGAGCUUCCAGGACCAUUUCCCAGCUCCUCUUCCCGUCUGCCCGCCCACUGUCCUCCAAACUGAUAAAGAAACUGAGGCAGGGAAGGAGGAACUGGUGAUCAGGUUUCCGCUUGCCUUGACUUGCUGUUUCAUCUAUUCAUAACCGUCUCUCUCCUGCCCACAAUAGUCACACCCUUUCCAGAAAUUCUUGGCUAGUAACCGCGAAACCGAAGGGGAGCAGAAGCAGGAAGAACUGGAGAGAACUGCUGUAAGCUGAAGACUCCAGCUAGGAGCUGAAGCUGCCAAUUGUAAUAACUAGCAUUUGCAAAACGCGCUCACAGGUGGCGCCCAUCAUUGAUCUUUAACUCGGCACUCCACAGUCUCCUGGGUGACUCAUUUCAGCUUCCUCCAGAACUGAGCCCUUUGCUGGACCCAUGCUCCAAUUCAUGUUCCCAUGACAAGGUGGAUAGCAUUCCUUGUGCCUGCAACCCAGAAUCCUGGCUGACCACAUUGAAGCAGGAUGCUUCAGCAGGUUAAUGGCAGCAGCCUGGGCUUCGAUGCCCAAGGCAGUGAAUCACUCAGAGAAGACCUGCGGGAUUUCCUUCUUGGGGAUGCCCUCCUGCACCAGCUGGAUGACCUCACCAAGGUGAAUCCUGUGACACUGGAAACAGUUCUGAGGUGCCUGCAGACCCGGUACAUGGCAGACAUGUUCUACACCAGUGCUGGCUGCACCCUGGUGGCUCUGAACCCCUUCAAGCCCGUUCCUCAACUCUACUCACAGGAGCUGAUGAAAGAGUACCAUGCUGCUUCUCAGCCCCAGAAACUAAAGCCCCAUAUCUUCACUGUGGGUGAACAGACCUACAGGAAUGUCAAGAGCCUGAUCAAGCCGGUCAACCAGUCUGUCAUCGUCAGCGGGGAGAGCGGUGCUGGAAAGACAUGGACAUCUCGCUGUCUGAUGAAGUUUUACGCUGUGGUGGCCACCUCACCCACGUCCUGGGAGAGCCACGCAGUGGCAGAGAGGAUCGAACAACGGAUCCUGAACUCCAACCCUGUCAUGGAAGCUUUUGGGAACGCGUGUACGCUGAGGAACAACAACAGCAGUCGCUUUGGGAAGUUCAUCCAGCUCCAGCUGAACAGGGCCCAGCAGAUGACUGGAGCUGCGGUCCAGACCUACCUCCUAGAGAAAACUCGAGUGGCCUGCCAGGCCCCCAGUGAGAGGAACUUCCACAUCUUCUACCAGAUAUGCAAAGGAGCCAGCGCAGAUGAGAGGCUCCAGUGGCACCUCCCCAUGGGAGCCACCUUCUCCUGGCUUCCCAACCCGGAGAGGACCUUGGAAGAGGAUUCUUUUGAGGUGACCAGAGAGGCCAUGCUCCAUUUGGGCAUCGACACUUCUACCCAGAACAGCGUCUUCAAGGUCCUAGCUGGGCUGCUGCACCUCGGCAAUAUCCAGUUUGCUGACUCAGAGGACGAAUCCCUGCCCUGCCAGCUGAUGGACGAUGCUCAAUGCUCUGUCAGGACAUUGGCCUCGCUGCUGCGGCUCCCAGAGGACAUGCUGCUGGAGACAUUGAGGAUUAGAACCAUCAAGGCAGGCAGGCAGCAGCAGGUGUUCCGAAAGCCCUGCUCCCAAGCUGAGUGUGGCACCCGCAGGGACUGUCUGGCAAAACUGGUCUACGCACGGCUGUUUGACUGGCUGGUUUUGGUGAUCAACAACAGCAUCUGUGCUGACCCCGACUCGUGGACCACUUUCAUAGGCCUGCUGGAUGUGUACGGAUUUGAGUCAUUUCCCAACAACAGUCUGGAACAACUGUGCAUCAACUAUGCCAAUGAGAAGCUGCAACAGCACUUCGUGGCUCACUACCUAAGAGCUCAGCAGGAGGAAUAUGCAAUCGAGGGCCUGAAGUGGUCAUUUGUCAACUACCAGGACAACCAGACCUGUUUGGAUCUUAUUGAAGGCAGCCCAGUCAGCAUCUGCUCCAUUAUAAACGAGGAGUGCCGCCUUAACCGGCCAAGCAGUGCAGCCCAGCUCCAGACACGCAUUGAGAGUGCCCUGGCAAGCAGUCCCUGUCUAGGCCAGAACAAGCUCAGCCAGGAGCCUAGCUUCAUCGUGGUGCAUUAUGCAGGGCCUGUGCGGUACCACACUGCAGGUCUGGUGGAGAAGAACAAGGACCCAAUCCCUCCUGAGCUGACCAAGCUCCUGCAGCAAUCUCAGGACCCCCUGCUCAAGGUUCUAUUUCCUGCUAAUCCCAGAGAGAAGUCCCAGGAGGGGUCUGCUGGCCAGACCAGGACUUCUGUGUUGACCGUGGUGUCUAAGUUCAAGGCCUCCCUGGAGCAGCUCCUGCAGGUCCUGCACAGCACCACACCCCACUACAUUCGCUGCAUCAAGCCCAACAGCGAGGGCCAAGCACAGACCUUCCUCCAGGAGGAGGUGCUGAACCAGCUGGAGGCCUGUGGCCUUGUGGAGACCAUCCAUAUCAGUGCUGCCGGCUUCCCCAAUCGGGUCUCCCACCGGAAUUUUGUGGAACGGUAUGAACUGCUGCGAAGGCUCCAUCCUCACAUGUUCUCUGGCCUCCACAACCCAUCUGCUGCCAAAGGACGCUCAGGAGGGCCUCCCCACGCCGAGGCCGCACUGCAGCCUCUUCUCCAGGACAUUCUCCACAUACUGCCAGCUCUAACCCAGGCAGCAGCCACUCCUGAGGACCCUGCGGAGGCCAUGCCAGCCCCAGUGCACUGUGGCAGGACCAAAGUGUUCAUGACAGAUGCCACGCUGGAGCUUCUGGAACGUGGGCGUGCCCAGGUGCUGGAGCAGUGUGCCCGCUGCAUCCAGGGUGGCUGGAGGCGACACCGGCACCGCAAGCAGGAGAGGCAGAGACGAGCCGCCAUGCUCAUCCAGGCAGCCACUCGCUCCUGGUUAACUCGGAAACACAUCCAGAGACUGCACAUAGCUGCCACAGUCAUCAAGCGUGCCUGGCACAAGUGGAAAAUUAGAAUGGCCUUCCUUGCUUCUAAAGAACUGGAUGGUGUGGAAGAAAGACACUUGCCCCCGGCUGCCUGCUCCCUGAGCUCUACACCACUGUCCCCGGUGCAGACCCGGCUCCUGGGGGCAAUAAUUCACCUCGGGCCCCUGGGGCUGGUCCUGGCCAACGCAGCUGUGGGUGUGCGCGGCUUUCAGAGGAAACUUGUGGUCCAGGCCUGCCUCCAGCUCCCCUCAGGCAGCCCCCAUGGGGUCACCAUCCAAAGAGCACAACAUGACCAGGCUGGGGUCACGUCCAUCCGCGCGCUGCCUCAGGGUUCGAUAAAGUUUCACUGCAGAAGGUCUCCACUGCGCUACGCUGACAUCUGCCCUGAACCUUCACCCAACGGUGUUACUGGUUUUAAUCAGAUUCUGCUGGAAAGACACAGGCUGAUCCAAGUGUGAUCUCUUCUUGCCCUCUAGCUCACCUGGCUGGGUGAUCCUUAGUGCCUGUUUCUAGAAGGGCUUUUUCUGCCAGCUGCCUUGCCAAAGACAUUUAGUCAACACAGAGCAGCCAAACUGUUCCCACAGCAUUUAGAAAUGAACCUGUAAGCGUGUUGGCUCCGGCCUCAAAGUCAGGGCUGCAGUAGCUGAUGCACCUUCUACAUACCACCCAAGUAGAACAGGGUGUCAGGGUUGGCAGUUUUCAACCAGGAUCAAGAAACCUCAGGGCCAGGAGAAUGUCUCAUUUCACUACAUUCAAAAAGCCAACUCAGCAGUAGACAGGACUGUCCCAGAGUGUUGUCACUACAGCUGACUACCCCGAUUCUCCACAAGCAUUUCUGGAAGAAAACAGGCAGUCAGCCUGAAAUUGGCUAUAAAAUUUUGGCUAGGGGAAAUUUUUCAUUUAGUUCCUUUAAUGAAACUUUAAUAUUUAAUAUAAUAUUAAAUGAAUAAAUCAUAAACCAAGGAUGAAAUGAUGCAAUGUACAACAGAACCAUAUCUUGAUUUUAUUUAAUAACAAAGUUUUUAACUCAAAUGGGUAUAAAAAUUGGUAAAUAUCAGACAUAAAGGCUAUCUUAACUGUACCAAAAAUAAAACACUUAAAAACAACCAUAUGAAUGUCAAGUUUUUCUCUCCAUAAAGGGUCUGCCACUUUGAUAUUUCA